AUGGUUCAGGAACUAGCUAGCCAGGCAGACAAGCUCAACCACUCAAUGGCGCACAUAACAACCGUCUUGGGGGUGGUGAUGGCGGCCGCAGCGGUGGCGAUGCUGACAUCGGCGCUCCUCGCCGGAGCAGAAAUUUCCCCGGCGGAGGCGCAAGGGGUGCCCAACUGUGACAUCACCUGCGGCAACAUGAGCGUGCCGUACCCGUUCGGCAUGGGCCCGGCCAGGUGCUACUGGCCGGGGUUCAACCUCACCUGCAGCCGCUCAAGCAAACCACCGCGGUUGCUGCUUGGCGAUGGCACCCUCCAAGUCCAAGAGUUCUCCCUCAGGUGGUCAUUUGUGAACGUCAUACGUACGGGCGAGAUAAAAGUCGAUGGCAACGGUGAAGGCAUGCUCGGCGGCGGUCUUACAACCAACGGGCCCUACACACUUUCAUCCAACCAGCUCAUCCUAGUGGGUUGCAAUGUCCAGGCGACGCUCAAGAACGGCGAGGUGACCAUGGCCAGCUGUUCUUCUGGCUGCAAAAGCGGCGAUGGACUCUCCCAAGCGCUAUCCACUCUUGAAGCAGGCAUGCAAUGCUCUGGCAAUGGCUGCUGUCAGUCGGACAUUGUCUUCGACCCUGCGGAGGUAGCAGGAAGACUUGUCGAUAGUGCGUUCUACAACGUGCAACUCAAAUGGUUCGGCUGGAACCACAGCGCAGACCAGCAGUGGCCCGCACACGUCUUUAUCGCGGGGUCCGGCUGGUUCAGCCGUACAGCGGUCUUCCACGAGCUGUUACGAAAAGCCGCCCCCGCGUCAGUGGAUGCAAUGCAAGUUCCCUUCUGGCUGGACUGGGAGGUUGUUGGCUAUGGCGCAGAAUGCUCCAACAUCUGCAAGAGCAAGCAUAGCGACUGCACAAAGGGUAACAAAGGCUACACGUGCUCCUGCAAAGACGGCUACGAAGGGAAUCCCUACAUCACCAACGGAUGCAAAGAUAUCGACGAGUGUCAUGAAGGGUACGCUAGGUGCUAUGGUGGUGCUUGUACCAAUUUGGAAGGAUCAUAUUAUUGCCGGUGUCCUCCAGGAACCAAUGGCGACCCUACCCUGCCUGGUGGCUGCCUCAGUUCCGUCUCAGGUAAUGGCAGCACGUCCUGCGGUGGCAUAGAUGUGCCAUACCCCUUCGGCAUUGGCUCUGCCGGUUCCUACUGGCCAGGGUUCAACCUCACCUGUGAUACAAGCCAACAACCAGCAAAGCUACUACUCGUCCUCCACGACCUCGUCGAUGGCGUGGCUGACUCCUACCACGUCAAGGAGAUCUCCCUCGAGAACAACACAGUGCAUGUCCUCUCCAGCAAAGCCAUCAUGGAUAUUAUCCACACGAACUUCUCAUUCGGUGUUUUAAACCUUGGCAACUACUCAGAGGCGCCCUACUCACUAUCGACCGGCAACGAGUUCAUCCUAUCGGGCUGCAACCUUCAGGCGACGCUGCUGAUCGGUGAUGGUACCAAGGAUUUGAUCAGCGGUUGUGCCUCUUUCUGCCCCUCCAACGUCAGUGACACCUACGUUGAGACGACUCUGCAGCGUACAGGCAGAUACUGCUACGGCAUGGGCUGCUGCCAGGCACAUAUCUCCAUGUCCUCCAACGGCUUGCCCACAAAGUUGAGGUUUCAAAAUCUCAACAAGGACGGCAACCUGGAGUUGACGUCCCAGCCCGCGUACAUGCUAAUUGCAGAGGAGGGGUGGUUCGACCAGCGACAGUUGUCCAAGGAGAUGGCGGGGCAUGAGGAAUCCAAAAUAGCCAAGGUGCAGGUUCCCCAAGUUCUGCAGUGGGAGGUCAUGCAAGACUUACCGCGACCAGCCGACAUGAAGGCGCAUCCAGACUGUCCAGCCGAGGUAGCCCGCAAACUGUGCAAGAGCAAGAACAGCUACUGCAAACGAGGGAGCAGAGGCUAUUUAUGCCAGUGCUUGGAUGGCUAUCACAAGCCCGGCAACAACCCCUACCUUGCCAACGGAUGCAAAGGUGGCCGCAAGCCUUUAUCUACAGGUAUAUACCUCAGCAUAGGAGUUGCUGUUGGGGCAGGCAUCAUACUAUUUGUUCUCGCUGGGUCCUUCACACGUAAGAAAUUCAAACAUCGAAAAGCACAGAUGUUGAAACAGAAGUUCUUUGAAAAAAACCGUGGACAAUUGUUGCACCAAUUGGUAUCACAAAGAGCUAAUAUUGCAGAAAGAAUGAUUAUAGCCUUAGAUGAGCUUGAGAAGGCAACAAACAAAUUUGAUAAAGCUCGUGAGCUUGGUGGCGGGGGGCAUGGUACAGUCUACAAAGGGAUCCUAUCAGAUCUCCAUGUUGUAGCCAUCAAGAAACCAAAGGCGGCAAUUCAAAAGGAGAUUGAUGAAUUCAUUAAUGAGGUUGCUAUCCUAUCACAGAUCAACCAUAGAAAUGUUGUAAAACUCUAUGGUUGUUGCCUUGAAACCGAGGUCCCCAUGUUGGUCUACGAGUUUAUAUCCAAUGGUACCCUUUAUGAUCAUCUUCAUGUUGAUGGACCAAGAUCAUUGUCAUGGAAUGAUAGGCUACGGAUAGCAACUGAGACUGCCAGAUCUUUAGCUCAUCUUCACUCAACAGCUUCAAUACCCAUCAUCCAUAGAGAUAUCAAGUCUAUUAACAUACUUUUGGAUGAUACUCUAACAGCAAAAGUCGCCGACUUUGGAGCUUCAAGAUAUGUUCCGGUGGAUAGAUCAGGACUCACAACAAGAGUGCAAGGUACAAGAGGAUAUCUAGACCCCAUGUAUUUCUAUACAGGGCGUCUCACGGAAAAAAGUGAUGUGUACAGCUUCGGUGUCCUGCUUCUGGAGUUGUUGACUAGAAAGAAACCAUUUUCAUACAUCUCUUCUGAAGAGGAAGGCCUUGUUACACACUUUUCUACCUUAUUCACACAAGGCAAUUUGUCCGAGAUAAUAGAUCCCCAAGUUAUGGAAGAGGGAAACAGAGAAAUGGAAGAAGUCGCAGCACUUGCAGUAAUGUGUAUAACAUUAAGAGGAGAGGAUCGUCCGUCAAUGAAGCAAGUGGAGAUCAAACUCGAAGGCACUCAAGCAUCCAGGGGACAUGAGGGGGGUAAUGUAAGAAACUGUCCACCGACUGUUGAUAGAAGUAGGAGCGAAGAAUUAUCCAGGCAGUAUAGUAUGGAAGAAGAGUUCAUGUUAUCUUCAAGGAAUCCUCGGUAA
Messenger RNA from Triticum turgidum subsp. durum (durum wheat), 3195 nucleotides. The record is from the annotation of a GenBank genome assembly. Lineage: Eukaryota; Viridiplantae; Streptophyta; Magnoliopsida; Poales; Poaceae.